AUGCCAGCAAUUAUGACCAUGUUAGCAGACCAUGCAGCUCGACAGCUGCUGGAUUUCAGCCAGAAGUUGGACAUCAACCUUUUGGACAAUGUUGUGAAUUGCUUAUACCACGGAGAAGGAGCUCAGCAAAGAAUGGCACAGGAAGUCCUGACCCACUUAAAAGAGCAUCCUGAUGCCUGGACAAGAGUUGACACAAUUCUUGAGUUUUCACAGAAUAUGAACACCAAAUACUAUGGUCUGCAGAUAUUGGAAAAUGUGAUCAAAACAAGGUGGAAAAUUCUUCCUCGGAAUCAAUGUGAAGGUAUAAAGAAAUAUGUUGUUGGACUGAUCAUCAAGACUUCUUCAGAUGCAACAUGUGUAGAGAAAGAAAACGUGUACAUUGGGAAGCUAAAUAUGAUUCUUGUCCAGAUACUGAAGCAAGAAUGGCCCAAACACUGGCCUACAUUCAUCAGUGACAUUGUAGGAGCCAGUAAAACUAGUGAGAGCCUUUGUCAGAAUAACAUGGUGAUUUUAAAACUUUUAAGUGAAGAAGUUUUUGACUUUUCUAGUGGACAGAUUACACAAGUGAAAGCCAAACAUUUGAAAGACAGCAUGUGUAAUGAGUUCUCAAAGAUAUUUCAGCUCUGUCAAUUCGUCAUGGAAAACUCCCAAAAUGCUCCACUUGUCCAUGCAACUUUGGAAACACUUCUCAGAUUUCUUAACUGGAUUCCAUUGGGAUAUAUAUUUGAGACUAAACUGAUAAGCACAUUAAUUUAUAAGUUCUUAAAUGUUCCAAUGUUCCGAAAUGUGUCUUUAAAAUGUCUCACUGAAAUAGCUGGAGUUAGUGUCAGCCAGUACGAGGAGCAGUUUGUAACACUCUUCACUUUGACAAUGAUGCAACUAAAGCAGAUGCUGCCUCUGAACACAAAUAUUCGUCUUGCAUAUGCCAAUGGGAAAGAUGAUGAGCAGAACUUUAUUCAGAACCUCAGCUUGUUCCUAUGUACUUUUCUUAAAGAACAUGGACAACUUGUAGAAAAGAGGCUGAACCUGAGAGAAACUCUGAUGGAGGCUCUACACUACAUGUUGCUGGUAUCAGAAGUAGAAGAAACAGAAAUAUUCAAAAUCUGCCUUGAGUAUUGGAACCAUUUAGCAGCAGAGUUAUACAGGGAGAGCCCUUUUUUUUCCACGUCGGCAUCCCCACUUCUUUCUGGCAGUCAACAUUUUGAUGUUCCCCCCAGGAGACAGCUCUAUUUGCCAGUUCUGUCAAAGGUGCGUUUAUUGAUGGUUAGUCGAAUGGCAAAACCAGAAGAAGUUUUGGUUGUAGAGAAUGAUCAGGGUGAAGUGGUUCGGGAGUUUAUGAAGGACACAGAUUCCAUCAAUUUGUAUAAAAACAUGAGAGAAACUUUGGUUUACCUCACCCAUUUAGAUUAUGCAGACACAGAACGAAUUAUGACUGAGAAACUACAUAACCAAGUAAAUGGGACAGAGUGGUCAUGGAAAAAUCUGAAUACUUUGUGUUGGGCUAUUGGUUCAAUCAGUGGGAGCCAUGCAUGAAGAAGAUGAGAAGAGGUUUCUAGUUACAGUCAUCAAAGAUCUUCUUGGUCUUUGUGAGCAAAAACGUGGCAAAGACAACAAAGCUAUCAUUGCAUCCAACAUCAUGUACAUCGUGGGGCAGUAUCCAAGGUUUUUGAGAGCCCACUGGAAAUUUCUAAAGACAGUUGUAAACAAACUAUUUGAAUUCAUGCAUGAGACCCAUGAUGGUGUGCAAGAUAUGGCAUGUGAUACAUUUAUUAAGAUCGCUCAGAAAUGUCGCAGGCAUUUUGUUCAAGUUCAAGUUGGUGAAGUAAUGCCAUUUAUUGAUGAAAUUCUAAACAACAUAAAUACCAUAAUUUGUGAUCUUCAGCCUCAACAGGUUCACACCUUCUAUGAAGCUGUGGGUUAUAUGAUAGGAGCUCAGACAGAUCAACCUGUACAGGAGCAUUUGAUAGAAAAAUAUAUGCUUCUUCCUAACCAAGUAUGGGACAGUAUUAUUCAACAAGCCACGAAGAAUGUUGACAUAUUGAAAGACCCGGAAACAGUCAAACAACUUGGAAGCAUAUUAAAAACAAAUGUAAGAGCAUGUAAAGCUGUCGGACACCCCUUUGUUAUUCAGCUUGGAAGAAUCUAUCUGGAUAUGUUAAACGUUUACAAGUGCCUAAGUGAAAAUAUUUCUGCAGCUAUUCAGGCAAAUGGGGAGAUGGUUACAAAGCAGCCUCUGAUACGCAGUAUGAGAACAGUUAAAAAGGAAACCUUAAAGCUAAUAUCGGGCUGGGUUAGCAGAUCGAAUGACCCACAGAUGGUUGCAGAGAACUUUGUUCCUCCUUUGCUGGAUGCAGUUCUGAUUGAUUAUCAAAGAAAUGUGCCAGCUGCCAGGGAGCCUGAAGUACUCAGCACAAUGGCUACUAUUGUAAACAAGCUAGGAGGCCAUAUUACAGCUGAAAUACCUCAGAUAUUUGAUGCUGUGUUUGAAUGCACGUUAAACAUGAUAAAUAAGGACUUUGAAGAGUACCCAGACCACAGGACAAACUUCUUUUUGCUUUUACAAGCUGUAAAUUCCCACUGCUUCCCUGCUUUCCUGGCCAUACCUCCAGCACAGUUUAAGUUGGUUUUGGACUCCAUAAUUUGGGCUUUCAAACACACUAUGCGAAAUGUUGCAGAUACAGGAUUACAGAUUCUUUAUACUUUAUUACAAAACGUUGCUCAAGAAGAAGCUGCAGCGCAGAGUUUCUAUCAAACCUAUUUCUGUGACAUUCUUCAGCACAUCUUUUCUGUAGUGACGGAUACUUCACACACUGCUGGGUUAACGAUGCAUGCUUCAAUUCUGGCAUACAUGUUUAACUUGGUAGAAGAAGGAAAAAUAAGCACACCGCUGAAUCCUGCAGCUCCACCCAAUAAUCAGCUAUUUAUUCAAGACUAUGUAGCUAACCUAUUAAAGUCAGCAUUUCCUCAUCUGCAAGAUGCUCAAGUUAAACUUUUUGUGACUGGUCUCUUCAGUUUAAAUCAAGAUAUUCCUGCUUUUAAAGAACACCUUAGGGAUUUCCUUGUACAGAUUAAGGAGUUUGCUGGUGAAGACACUUCAGACUUGUUUCUGGAAGAAAGGGAAACAGCGCUUCGGCAAGCCCAGGAAGAAAAACACAAACUUCAGAUGUCCGUUCCUGGCAUACUUAAUCCACAUGAGAUUCCUGAAGAAAUGUGUGAUUAG
Staurois parvus is the source of this 3220-nucleotide messenger RNA. The record is from the annotation of a GenBank genome assembly. NCBI's taxonomy places the organism in Eukaryota, Metazoa, Chordata, Amphibia, Anura, Ranidae.